UUAUGGAUUUAGUUACUUUGGCAUCUUGCCAGCCCUGUUUAGUUAUAAUUACGAAGUAUCUGUUUUUCAUCUAUUAGAAGGACGCAUGCUGUUUCUUAAGGCUCCAGCUGAUUUCCAGAGAUGACCAUGGAUGUGUGGCUUAAGCUUUUGGCGAUUGGUUUUGUCUUUCUCAACGUGGAAGUGCUCGUCACAGGGCAAGAGGCAUCAUCAGCACCCUCUAGUACUGGUGUCCCCCUAGCACCGACGCCUCCUCACCUUUCCACGCACGCAGACUCGCAAGCGCCCUCUGCCGGACAAUCUGACAACCACACACCCAGCGGCAGCGCUGCUCCUCCUGCACUCAACCCUGCUCAGGGCGGGAAUGACACAACAGAUUCACCCCCGACCACUUCUGCAAGCACUUCUCCUCCAAGCACUUCCACAGCCAUAGCUAUUCCACAGCCUGAGACAUGUGAUAAAAAAUAUGAAACGGUUUCUGUGGACUACUCGUAUGACAAAAUAACCAAUCGAUACAGUGCAACCCUAACACCUGCAGGGAAGUGCGAACCUAGCUGUAAAAACCUAACGGCUUGUACAUAUAUCUCUGUUAAUAUAUAUGAUGAUUCCUGUGUUGCCCCAUUUAAAGCUUUCACAUUGGAUGUACCACCAGCGAGUGAAAACUUCAUAAUGGACGAGUGUACGGAACCUCAGUUCGCACAUGUUUCGUUCUGUUUAGUUUGGGAAUAUAGUAAUUCUACCUGUGAGAAAAAUGCUACCUACAGCUUUAGAUGUGGUAAUGAAUCAUCACAUGAGAAAUUCAUUCACCUGUCCAACCUUACCCCCCAAACUACUUAUACUUGUGAUUCAAAAGUGUUUUAUCAACAACAUCAACUCAUCAAUAAAACAAAAUCUAUCACAACUGAUUUUGGGACUCCAGGAGAACCUCAGAAUCUUACUUGUCCAAAAUCAGGAAGGACAAAGAAAGAAGAAAUUACCUGGGAGGACCCUGAAAGUGAUUUUCAUAAAUUUAAGUUUUGCUAUUCAAAUGCCUCAGCAAAUAUUUGCAUGUCCCUGGAAAAAAACCAAAGCCAUUAUACUUUAGAAAACUUGAAACCUCAUACAAAGUAUACUGUGGAAUUAUUUGCUUACAAUAUCGGAAAAGUGGAGCGUUAUGGAAAUGCUGUGUCAUGUAAUUUUUUAACAGAAGUGCAAAAACCAGACAUGGUCAAAGACAUGGCUGUCAACCCAAUUUCAGAUAACAGUAUGAAUGUGACUUGCCAACGUCCUGAUAACCCAAAUGGCCCUGAAUUACUUUACCAUUUGACUGUAUUAAGUAGCAAUAACAUAGUUAGAAGCCAGAAUAAAACUAAUUGUGGCUUUGUUGAAAGGGAUCUUCAAUAUUCAACACAAUAUGUAUUCCAGGUCAGUUUGUACAAUGGGAGAUUUUAUGGACCUCCAAGGGAACAGACUGUAAAGACAUCUUAUAAUUCUAGUGCACUGAUUGCAUUUCUGGCAUUUCUGAUUAUUGUGACAUCCAUAGCCCUGCUUGUUGUUCUCUACAAAAUCUAUGACUUGCAUAAGAAAAGAUCUUGCAAUUUAGAUGAAGAACGGGAACUCGUUGAAAGGGAUGAUGAGAAUCAACUAAUGAAUGUGGAGCCGAUCCACGCAGAUGUUUUGUUGGAAACUUACAAGAGAAAGAUUGCUGAUGAAGGGAGACUCUUUUUGGCUGAAUUCCAGAGCAUCCCACGGUUGUUCAGCAAAUUUUCUAUCAAGGAAGCUCGGAAGCCUUUUAACCAGAAUAAAAAUCGUUACGUUGACAUCCUUCCUUAUGAUUACAACCGUGUUGAACUGGCUGAGAUCAAUGGAGAUGCCGGAUCCAACUACAUAAAUGCUAGCUUCAUUGAUGGUUUCAAAGAACCGAGGAAAUACAUUGCUGCACAAGGACCCAGAGAUGAAACUGUUGAUGAUUUCUGGAGGAUGAUCUGGGAACAGAAGGCCACAGUUAUUGUGAUGGUCACUCGAUGUGAAGAAGGAAACAGGAACAAGUGUGCAGAAUACUGGCCAUCAAUGGAACAGGAAACCAAGACUUACGGAAAUGUGAUGGUAAAGAUCCAUGACCUGCAAAGAUGUCCUGAUUAUAUUAUUCAGAAACUGAAUAUUACAAAUACUAAAGAAAGAACGGCUGGUAGAGAGGUGACUCACAUUCAGUUCACUAGCUGGCCCGACCACGGGGUGCCCGAAGACCCCCACCUGCUCCUCAAGCUGCGGAGGCGAGUGAAAGCGUUCAGCAACUUCUUCAGUGGCCCCGUUGUGGUGCACUGCAGCGCGGGGGUAGGACGCACCGGCACCUAUAUUGGGAUCGACGCCAUGCUGGAGGGCCUGGAGGCCGAGAACAGAGUGGAUAUUUACGGUUACGUGGUCAAGCUCCGGCGGCAGAGAUGCCUGAUGGUUCAAGUGGAGGCACAGUACAUCUUGAUCCAUCAGGCCUUGGUGGAAUACAAUCAGUUUGGGGAAACAGAAGUGAGCUUGUCUACAUUGCAUCCGUAUCUACAAAACCUGAAGAAAAAAGAUCCCCCUAGUGAACCGUCUCCACUAGAGGCGGAAUUCCAGAGACUUCCUUCAUAUCGGAGUUGGAGGGUACAGCACAUUGGGAACCAAGAAGAGAAUAAAAGUAAAAACAGGAAUUCUAAUAUCAUUCCGUAUGACUUUAACAGAGUGCCCCUCAGACAUGAGCUGGAAACAAGCAAGGAAAGCGAACGUGACUCGGACGAGUCGUCUGAUGAGGACAGCGACUGCGAGGAGCCCAGCAAGUACAUCAACGCCUCUUUCAUCAUGAGUUACUGGAAGCCUGAAGUUAUGAUUGCUGCUCAGGGGCCCCUGAAAGAGACCAUCGGUGACUUUUGGCAGAUGAUAUUCCAAAGGAAAGUCAAAGUCAUCGUUAUGCUGACAGAGCUGAACAAUGGAGAUCAGGAAACGUGUGCUCAGUACUGGGGAGAAGGAAAACAAACGUAUGGAGAUAUAGAAGUUGAUAUGAAAGACACAAAUACAUCUUCAGCUUAUACCAUCCGUGCUUUUGAACUGAGACAUGCCAAGAGAAAAGAUUGCAGAACUGUGUAUCAGUAUCAAUAUAAUAAGUGGAAUGUAGAAGAACUUCCUGCCAAACCCAAAGAAUUAAUCUCUAUGAUUCAGAGCCUCAAGGAGAAACUUCCCAAGAAUUCUGAAGGGUUGAAGUGUCACAAGAAUGUGCCUGUCCUCAUUCACUGCAGAGAUGGAUCUCAGCAAACAGGAGUAUUUUGUGCCUUAUUCAAUCUCUUGGAAAGUGCAGAAACAGAAGCUGUGAUAGAUGUUUUCCAAGUUGUAAAGUCUCUUCGCAAAGCUAGGCCAGGAAUGGUUUCCUCAUUUGAGCAAUAUGAAUUCCUAUAUGACAUCCUGGCUAGCACCUACCCUGCCCAGAAUGGACAAGCCCAGAAAUGCAGCAACCAAGAAGAUAAAAUUGAUUGUGCUAAUGAGGUGGACAAACCAAAGCAGGAAAUGAAUUCCGUUAGUCCACCUGCUGCCCUAGACAAGACCCCGGAAGGAAACAAAGAGGCUGAAGGUUCCCUACCAAGUGGCACAGAGGAACCAGAAUGUUCUGUCAAUGGUCCAGCAAGUCCAGCUUUAACGCAAAGUGCAUAGGAAAGCCAGAGUGAGGCAGGUCAGCCUCCUGUUAGGCGUUCCUUUCGUUUUUCUAGGAGCAGGAGAGAACAGAUAGAGGGCGGAAUCAUGUUGUGCACUGAACUUGUCUGUGUUGAGAGCUUUGACUUUUUAAUACUGUAGAAAAAUAUUUAAAAUCAUUCUACUGAAAUUUUUUGGUGUACAGUCUUUUGCUUAUUUUGAAAUUUUAUCUUUCAGUACAAAACUGUUUUUUUUCACUCUUUGCAUAUAUGUGUGGGUGUGACUGAGAGAAAGAAUGCUUUCUAGUAUUUUCUAAAUGCUCUUGAGAAUUUUGUUUUUCCUGAAGAACAAAACACAUAUUUUUUUAAAAUGAAAGUGUCUACUUAGGUUAAGAAAUUUGAUUUUUGAAUCAUAAGUAGUGUAUGGGAUCUGUAUAAGAAUGUCAUGUAUAUUUCUAAAAUGACCUCAAGAUGUCCUCCUUGCUCUACUCAUAUAUAUGUUUUAGUUCAUUGUUUUA
This is a messenger RNA of Echinops telfairi (small Madagascar hedgehog), 4150 nucleotides long. RefSeq names its product protein tyrosine phosphatase receptor type C (gene PTPRC). Gene Ontology annotation, biological process: positive regulation of peptidyl-tyrosine phosphorylation; negative regulation of protein kinase activity; T cell receptor signaling pathway. The transcript is spliced from 31 exons. Gene Ontology annotation, molecular function: protein tyrosine phosphatase activity; protein binding. The coding region runs from base 121 to 3654 and encodes 1177 amino acids. Lineage: Eukaryota; Metazoa; Chordata; Mammalia; Afrosoricida; Tenrecidae. The record is from RefSeq and is a predicted model, not a curated record.